This is a messenger RNA of Penicillium pulvis, 1995 nucleotides long. RefSeq names its product Zn(II)2Cys6 transcription factor. The record is from RefSeq and is a predicted model, not a curated record. Bases 1 to 1995 code for a protein of 664 amino acids. Gene Ontology annotation, biological process: DNA-templated transcription; regulation of DNA-templated transcription. The transcript is spliced from 7 exons. Gene Ontology annotation, molecular function: DNA binding; DNA-binding transcription factor activity, RNA polymerase II-specific; zinc ion binding. NCBI's taxonomy places the organism in Eukaryota, Fungi, Ascomycota, Eurotiomycetes, Eurotiales, Aspergillaceae.
AUGCCGCCGGCCGAAAAAGCCACUCACACGCGCCGUUACAGAUCCGCAGUCGCAUGUCAGGCCUGCCGCCAACGAAAGGUUCGAUGCAGCUGGUCGAUCACCGGUGUACCUUGCGCUGGAUGUGCACAGGACGGCUCGCAAUGUAUCGUGGAUAGAAAGGCCAAAAGUGCCAAGACAGGAAGUCAAAUAACAACUCAUCAUCAAGACCAUUCUUCUGACUCUGCUCCCUUAAAUUCAACAGUGGGAAUCGACCAUGAACCUGCCGUUGACAUUGUUGAUGAAAGUCCACAAAUCGACUUGAUGAGGAUUGACUUGGGACAGUCCGCCCCUGAGUUCAACGACCUACAAUAUGAAGAAGGCGACCGCUCCGAUAGGACAGCCAAAGCCUUGGGUCAACAACGCAGAGUUGGCGAAACUUACUUUUAUACUGAUGAUCGAAUCGAUCCCACCUCCGUCCACCAUACUUGCUAUACAGAGCAAUCAGUACCGAAGUCCUUUCUGACCCCAACAGUCGUAACAGAGCUGUCAGAUGAGGAUCGCGACUUUCUUGCGAAAAAGGGCGUAUAUAGCCUACCCAAAAGUGAGACAUGUGAUGCCCUUGUUGCAGCAUAUUGUCUCUACGUUCACCCCAUCGUGCCCGCCAUUGAGGUAGAUGAUCUUCUGGUACAUCACCGAGCUGGAAAGCUCCACGAAUACAAUCUUUGUCUUCUAUGGAGUAUUUUCUCAGCAGCAGCGAAUUUCAUUUCGAGUGACUCGUUCAAAGCAGAGGGGUAUGCAUUCAGAGUGGUUAUGAAGAAUACGUACUACUCACGCGCAAAAUGCAUGUACAGGAAUGGUAACGAGAGAAGCAAAAUCGUUCUUUUGCAAUCGUCUCUACUCCUGGGAUUAUACCAUGCAGAUAUCGACGAAUAUAACCAACCUUGGUACUGGACAGGCAUUGCAAUAAGCUCCUGUCAAAUCCUCGGUCUGGAUCACAAUAACGCGUCUUCAAAAAAUAGCUCAUCGAUAACUGACCGGCAAAGGUCUUUCUGGCGCCGCCUUUGGUGGAGCUGCUUCUUCCGAGAUCGCUGGCUUAGCCUUGCUAUGGGCACGCAUGCUCGAAUUAAGCUCGAGGGCUGUGACACCCCAUUCCCGUCACCGGAUGACCUACUUUAUGAUGUUGUUGGUCUGCAAGAAGAUACUGCUCGCGCUUAUAUGCCCGGUGACAUGAAGCGAUUAGCCAAGUAUUGGGUAAUGCUCAUCUCACUGACUCGCCAAUUGGGCGAUGUGCUGGAUAUUAAGCACCAAAAUCUUCGUCCCAGGUUAUCCUGCCAAGAGAUCAAUGCUUUUGAGAAGCGAUUAACACAAUGUGAUCUCCCCGAUCAAUAUGAAGCAGGCUUAACGAGGGUUUCAAGAUUCUAUUCAAACCAUGUCCACCUGCACUACCAGGCUUUGAUCAUCACAUUUUAUUGUUCAUUUGGCAUUCAAAACCCGCUCGAUCUUCAACUUACGGAAAAUGGAGAUUGGCAACAUCGAAUGAGGCUUAGGGCUAACGCUGCCGCGUGUCGAACAAAUGAGAUCUUGGGGACCCUUGUUCAGGAAAGGUUACUUCAAUUUGCUGGGGCUAUGACAGCUUCACUUCUCAUUCCCGCCAUGCAAACAUACCUGCAGCAAUGCAAAUUUGGUAACGAUCUUUCCAAGAGGGUGGGACUUAACAAACUUGAAGUCUGCAUGCUUGUUAUGGAAGAGCUCCAGGAAGUCUACGCAGUUGCCUCGAUGUAUCGCCGUCUCUUCACGAAAGCGAUAGACCAGAUAUUCCCGGGAUAUCUGGCCCCAACGACGAAACCAAAUACGGCUGACAUCAACAUUGUCCAGGAAGACGUUGUGCGAAAACAGGGUUCUAACGAUGGUGUACUGUUUAGUGAUGCAGAAGCUUUGGAUUCGGAUAGUGGUAAUUUGAUAAAUCCACUAAUGGAAGAAGUCUUGUUCAGGGGCUUCUGGGCGAAUACAGAGUAG